CAAAGCUCCCCCCCAACCGGCGCAAGACGCCACAGCCUCCUCAAGGCUUCGAGGAUUUCCCGACCGUUUUCUCUCUCUCUCUCUCUCUCUCUCUCUAGCAUGAAGAACCUUUAACAUCAUCAUCGUCUUCCUCGGUCCGCGAAGAACUGAUCUUCAGAGCAAGAAAGAGAGAGCCUGUAAUGGGUUGCUUUCUUGCUUGUUUUGGUUCUUCCAAAGAUCGGAAACGCAAAGCUCAUAGGAAGAACAAAAACAAAGUCCUCCCUCGAGACCAAGGACAUGGAAGCCACGGGCCUUCCGUCGCUUCGGAACCGGAGUCCUCGGCGGCACCCACCAACCUGAUUUCGGAACAACCGGUUGAGGAGCAACUGAGCUUGAAUACCAGAAGGAAAGUUACCUUUGACACAAAUGUCAAGACCUAUGAGCCUGUUCCAGUCCGUGAAAGCACCGACUUUUUACCGGAAACUGAAAAAGAAACUGACAAGAAAGAGGAAGAAAGUUCAGGAAAAUCAAGCUUAUGCUCAUCCCACUCACUCUCUGAAGACGAAUCUACCAUUUCAAGCGUCGGAUCUUACCCUUCUAAUCAUAGGUACCAGAACUGCAGAGACAGCGAUGAUGAAGCAGAGGAGCUGGACUGCGAGGACAGUGAUUUGGACGAUGAGGGUGAGGAACUAGAAGACUAUGGCGACUAUGACGAAGAGGAGUACGAGGAGAGUAGAAUCGCACAGCGAGAAGCAUGGUCUGAGUCGAUCAAAGCUGCAUCGAUGGAGGGGAGCACAGAAAUGGCUUCAGCUCGAGCAGUAACAGAGGAGGUGGAUAAGCGAAAUGCUCGAGACAGGAGUGUUUACGUUCAUUCUGUGCUCAAUCCGGUAGAGAAUCUCUCUCAAUGGAAGGCAGUCAAAUCAAAAGCGAUUCCACCAUUGAAGCCGCAGCAGAAGGAGAAUUUCAUCAGAACAGAGCAGGAAGAGGCUCGUGUUUCAUUUAGCUCCGAUCCAAUUCUCAAGCCCAAAUCUGAUAAAUCCAAGAAUCAGAAUCAACAGGUGGCAGUGGAUGCAAGCCUGUCAAAUUGGUUGGUCUCCCCUGAAACCAUUACUGCGUCUAACAGAAGCGUUUCACAGUGCUCAAGCUCAGUGGUGAGCGUGGAAGAUAGGCCAAUCUUGGGUGCAUUGACUGUGGAGGAGAUUAGGCAGUUUUCAGCAUCGUCUUAUUCCCCGAGAAGGUCGCCGAGUUGGAGCCCGGAUGAGAAGCCGAUAAUAGGCACGGUUGGGAGAUACUGGAGUCACUCAGAGCCAGCCAUGGAUGCUGGCUCAGCCUCUUCCAAGAAAGGCAUUCCAAACACAACCAGCAAGUACAGAAGAGAGGACAAGAGAGUGAACUGGAACUCGACCCCAUUUGAGACGAGGUUGGAGAGAGCUCUCGAUGGAACAAUUGCUUGAUUUACAGAUUGUCACUGUGUUGCUUGGGAGAUGGGCUUGUUUUCUCUCUUAAAUUUUUCAUCAUCUUUGUGUUAUCUGUCUGUUCAUGAGUGUGUUCUAAACCUGGUUAAUUUGUUUUUGUUUGCCGUUCAUUUGUCAACAAAAUUGUGUGUUUGUUGUAAUUCCUUGAUGUCUUGAACCGAGUACAUAUUAUUUGUCUACCUUUCAUCAAUUGUAAUCGGAUAUGCUAAAACCCGAGUUACUGCGAACAGAAAACAGGAACAAUUCAAACCCAU
This is a messenger RNA of Diospyros lotus (date-plum), 1708 nucleotides long. RefSeq lists its product as uncharacterized. The transcript has 5 exons. Lineage: Eukaryota; Viridiplantae; Streptophyta; Magnoliopsida; Ericales; Ebenaceae. Gene Ontology annotation, biological process: male meiosis II. The coding region runs from base 180 to 1433 and encodes 417 amino acids. The record is from RefSeq and is a predicted model, not a curated record.